Molecule: messenger RNA, 3594 nt
Organism: Leishmania major strain Friedlin
Lineage: Eukaryota; Euglenozoa; Kinetoplastea; Trypanosomatida; Trypanosomatidae
Exons: 1
Coding region: 1-3594 (1197 amino acids)
Source: RefSeq, a predicted model, not a curated record
AUGCGCAGCGGCACGGAAUCGCUGGGGUUUGUGGAGGAGGACAGCUCUCAACCCCUGUCGCGGCAGCCAACGAAAGCACCUGUGGUGGUGCCAAAACGGCCACGAAUCAACACCAUGCCGCGCUUGCAUUCACCUAGCCUGCAGACCGCCAAAGCAGCUGGCGCGAAGCCUCCACUGCACAACUCGGCGUCCGGUGCCGCGGCAGGUGGCACCACCGCACACCCGUCUCAGUCCGCAGCCGCUAGCAAGCUGGCGAAGGUCGACAUCAUGUCCGAUUCAGAAACCGACAGCAUUUUAUUUGCCGUGGAGGACGGCUCAGCGGCGAGGAUGCCGGUGCGUUCAUCCACAUCGCCGAUGGCGCUGCCGGCGGCUCGGCAGAGCCUCAUUAGUGCAACACCUGCCGGGCUGGAAAAACGACUAAGUCACGCCGGUAGCAUCGGGUCCAUUCAGUUCAACUCAGAGCCGGGCAGUCGGGGUGCAUCCCCUGGUCGGAAGGCUCGCCUGAAUCCUCGUGCUUCGACACCCGUGGAAAAGGCGGAGGCACGAGCCCCACCGCUCUCCAUUGCCAGAUGCUGUGUUCCUACCGACACCAGCAUCAGCUUUAUUGAGCACAGCUUGGAAAGCAUAGAGUUCGGGUUCUCCCCGCUGGUGCAGCCCGAGCCAGAGAAGUGCACCGCCCCAGCGAAAAACAUCGCCCUUCCGCUCCCUCCUCUCUCACCUGUGACCGGCGAAGCAGCGUCCGCGGGAACAGCAGGUCCGCAUUCGACAUUGAACGAGGACAGUAUUGCUUUCCAGACCGAGGACGAAAACGACUGUAUGCACAGCAUCGGCACCCCCGCCUUUCCCCAGAACCGAAGCCUUGUGGCGAUGAACAGCGGCAGCAUUCCUGCCAGGCGCGACGGUUACUCUGUCUCUGUCCUGGAAAGUUGUGCGGGUGACUCUGUGGAUAACGACAGCAUCGCUUUCAUGCUGGAAGACGACACGAACGACAAGAACUUGCAGUUGGGGGCGACUGCUGCGUACCCGCUGAAGCGGGACACCGGGACGCCGAAGUUGUCGUCGGCGCACCGCUCCCACUCGCUGCACAGUCGCCCGCAGUCGCGGCCGCUGAGCCCGUCGAUUCAGUUUGACAUAGAGAACACAGGUAACGGGAGUGCCGUGGAGCGCUCCGACACGCUGCUUGGCGGAUGUGCUACUCAGCCGCUCGCCGCAAGCAAUCUGCCGAUAUUUGGUCGCAGCUCGACUCCAACGUCGUCGCCGAUUCCGGACGCCCUCCCCAGCAGCAGCAAUGCGGCGCUGGGCAGCACAGCGGGCGUCGGUGUUCUUGAUGCCGCUGGAGAGGCUGGCACGGCGUCAACACCUUCGCCGACAGCCUCGCAACUGGCCAAGAAAACCAUCGUGACGAAUCGCCUCCAGCAGCCGAAGAAGCAGCACUCGCGUCUGCCUCAACCGCGCAGGCGUGCCCCCGCACCAGUCGUCGGGGACGGAAAGCCGUCUCCUGCGCGCAGCGCCACGCACCCGCCACUGUACCAAAGGGCAGCGGUAUUCACCCCUCUCGACGCGCAGGCCUCUGGGGCGCCGUCGGUGUCGCCUACCGGAGGCUCGAAGAGCCGCUCUGCCUCCUUGAGCGACCGCAACGCGUCAAGGAAGAAGGGCGCUCGGGUGCCCUUGUCUCCUUUCCCCACGCACGAGGAACAGCGAGGACGGCUGAAGCAUCGGUCGAAGGAGUCCACGGCGUGCUGGACAACGGAUGAGUCGCCCAAUGACCGACUUGUCACGGAGGAAGGCAGCACCGGGUCCAUGGAUUCGCCACCCGAGGCUCUCGUCACGGGGGCCCGAAGUCACACCUCAACGGCGGCCGCCUCUGCCACCGCCUCACCGACGCAGGCGAUCCACAUGGCGUUCCCGACACCCGACGGUCGACGCGUCCCCCAUAGCUCUGCUCAGGUGUAUUCUGCCAACCAGGACGUAGGGAACCAGUGUUACCGACAUCACCAGCAGCUAAACCGAGAUGCAAACCCCGUCACAGCCGACGACCACGCGUACGCGCUUGAGAUGCGGGGCGAGCUCGUCACUGGCGCCUUUGAAGAGGCGGAACAGUGGCGGCAGUUUAAUGAGCGGCAACGCGCAGAACUGGUCGAGCUGCGCAAGCGCAUCGCCAUUGCCCGUCGACAGGAUCGCACGCUGCUGGAGAGCUCGCCGUCGCACGAGAGGAAAGCCCUAAUGCCUGCCCCCAGCAGUCGUCGCUUCGUCCCGCAGCCAACGCCGAUGGGGGAUGGAUACAGCAGCAGGAGGCCGCGAUCACAAGGAGCACUGCACCGAGGUGAGGCGCGUGACAAAGACGCCAAGUGCGGAGGUGCACAAGGCAACCCCUUCAGAGAGGCGCGCGGGACGUCACCGCCGACAGGCAGCGCCAGACGUCUUCAGGCAUCCGUCCAAGGCGCCUACGCCCCCGCCGCUGCGGCGAAGCCGUCCCCGUGUCCGGCUCACCGGACCGGGUCUGCCGUGUCACCUCCGAGCCCUUACCCGCGCGCCACAUCCGCUGUGCACGGAGUACCUUCUGAUAGCAUCGUGCAGUCGGCGGCAGCGGCCUCCGUCGCGGACCUUCUGGGCAUUCUCUGGCCUCCUCGUACCGCCGCUGCAAAUCCCUCGCAGCGGCGCUCGCACACCAUCGGCGCCUUCGCAGUGGAAAACGGCACCCCAGACGUGGACCUGUACUUUUUGAAUGGGUCGCGGCUCACUCCAGCGCAAGUCGUGCGCUUUCUCGACCUCGUUCGCGUGCACAGCGACGCUGAGCCCCACACGGCUUCAGCAGCUCCGCCCCGGGCAAGCGUGGUGGGGGCAAUGGAGGCCCUCGCUCCCACCACGCUUCGUCAGCAGGCGGCGCCUUCCUCCCUCACUGUGUCGGCGAAGCGUGGCGGCAAUGACGUGUACGUCGACCCGACAGACUUCUACGCGUUUGGACGCUCGAUUCCUCGCUCAUCGUCGCCGCCUCGCGAUAGCCGCGCAGCCCCGCUUUCCGCGAAGCUCACGGCACUGCUCCCCAAGAAGGGGAUUCGCCGCAGUCGAGUGCUGCGGGAGGUGUUUGACGCGAUGGACCUCAAGCGGCAAGGCAGCAUCGCGCUGCACCAUCUUCCGUUGUUGGCUCGCUUGUUUGAAGUCGAGCUUUCCUCCAUCGAGCACACUCGUGCAUCACUUCUGCAAGGCAACGCAAUGUCACUGAGGUCGUUGCUGGAAUCCGCAGUGGCAAGCCGACAACUGCACGCCACCUCGUGGAGAGGUGCACGCGAGAAUGUCGCUGCUGGCUCCCAGCGGGGCCUGGACGCUGUUGACGGUGUCGCGCUCCAUUACGCCGGACUCACCCGGGACGAGCAAGCGAAUUUGACGCACCUCACGCAUCGCCUGCUGCUCUUGUCUUUUGCCGUGAACGUCGUCAUUCCCAUUGCUUCGGUCAGCCGCAUUCCUCUGCUGGACUUCUCGACGCUCAGCAUGAUCGUCUACGCCGCCGUCGACAGCGUCGACCAACCCAUGGGUUCGCCGAAGGGGGAGUGGCGGCAAGUGGUGCAGCAGUACUUUAUUGCGCUGGCUGCGUGA